AUGGCUAGCUACGCGGGAUCGCGUAUUGACCAAUGCGAGCGGCACCGGCGUCACCUUGCGGACAGCCCGAUAUGUGAACUAUGCCAGACCCAUCCAAAGACUACUCUUCAUGGGUUACGCGACUGUGCGCUCUCGACCCAAUUCUGGAAGAAAUUGCUCCCUCCGUCGAGAUGGUCAGUUUUCUUUAGCAUGGAUUUGGGUAAGUGGCUGGAAGCUAAUUUAACUAACAAAAUGGAUAUAUUCGAUGCGAGCUGGGAUGUUUCUUUUGGCAUAAGUGUGUGGCGGCUGUGGCAUGGCAGGAACAAUUUCAUUUUUAAUGGAAUUGAGCUUGUGGUGGAUAGGAAGAUUAAUGAAAAUAUCAAAGGUCGACACAAUAAAAAUUGUCAUUGGAAGAAAAGAUACGACAACGAUGAAGAUGAAGAGGAGAGGAGUGCUCAUUUAGGGGGAGCACAAAAGAAAAAAAAUUUGAGCGAUCAACCUCGAGAAAGUAGAAGAUUUGAAGGGAAAUGUUAUAACUAUGGAAAGAAAGGCCACAUAGCGAGGAAUUGUUGGUCAAAGAAGAAGCCAGCAGAAGAAAAUGCUGUGACAUCGGAUGAGGCACACAAAAGUGAAGAUGGAUGGAAUCUUGAAGCACUGUCAGUCGUAAUUGAAGAAGAAGAAAUUGGUAAAGAAAUCGAUUUGGCUUUAACGGCAACGGUCGCUGAGCUUGUCAACUCAAAUGAUGAGUGGAUAGAUAACUCUGGAAGCUCAAGCGACGAAACAAAAGACAUGAAGGAGUUAUCAAAUCUGGUCGAGUAUAGUAAAGAGCGUACAGUUACAGUAGACAACUUAGUGCUGCCAAUCUCCAACAGUGGUGAGAAAGAAUCAGCUAAGGAAGAUAGAUAG
Molecule: messenger RNA, 885 nt
Organism: Striga hermonthica
Lineage: Eukaryota; Viridiplantae; Streptophyta; Magnoliopsida; Lamiales; Orobanchaceae
Source: the annotation of a GenBank genome assembly